GCCUCCUCCUAAACCUUUACUUUCGCAGAUCUGUACCGUACUAUAGCAUCUGACUAGGAAUCCAAUACUCUUGGAUCCUCAUCGUCAAGUCCUUCUUUCUCUGCUAUACUACCAGUUUCAACCUCUUAGGCUCGGAGUCCAUUAAUUCCACAUACGUUAAAAAUCUUUUUAAAAAUCCUACACUGAGCUUUUACAAACCUUACCACUCCUGCUUUUCCCCAAACCAUACGAGCCGGACUUCUUCUUUUCCCUCACACAACUGCCAUGACCAGAAAAUCCGGGGGUGAUACGCAGUACGAUAGCGAACUCGAAGAAGCUGCAGACUAUGAAGAUGGAGAUCAAGGCGACAACGAACAAGAGCAAGUAACAGAGGCCCACCAUCAACUACUCAAACACCUGGUAGAUGGCACACUUCACGAGAUACCCUCACUAGAACUUGGGAACCAGCACACUGGGAAGGGUAAUAUGACUAUCUUACACCUCCUUUUAUCAGACCAACAAUAUCGCAGAUUGUCAUCUUCCAAGAUUCGUCGCUUCUUAGACCAACUCCUAAACGCAGACUCGAAAAGAGUCAAAGAAUUCCUAUCAUCAAGAGACAUAAAUGGUCAGACAGCACUAGCUCUUGCAGUAUCAGGGAGCGUAAGGGGUAUUCAAGUUCUCUCCUACCUUCUUCAGCGUAAAGAAGCUUUGGAAGCAGCCGAGGUGCAAUCCGAUUCAGGUUGGAACUGUUUGCAUGAACUAUCUUCAAGAGGGAGUUCAAAAAACCCCCAAUACAUCCAAAACAUUGAGGAUUGCAUCAAACUAAUCUUAUCCAGCAAGUCAAAAAAACUCAUAACAGGCCAGAAUAAACUCGGAGAGACACCCCUACAUCUCGCUGUCAAAUAUAAACGUCAGGCCAAUCCAGACUGGCAGCUUAAGUUGACUUCACAACUUAUCGAUGCCUGUCCUGAAUUGCUGAAAAUUGUCAACAAAAAUAGCCGAUCACCUUACCAAUACCGGCUCGAUACUCUGAGGGCGAUUGAAACGAAUACGAGUUCCAAUAACGACGACAUAGCAAGAUUUAUGAGAAACUGCUAUAUGCACUUUGAGGACCGUGGCGAGGCAGUUAAGUAUUUGUAUGGAAAGGAAGAUGAAGAACUUUCGAUGGAGAUUGACCUUUCUGAGCAUUCUAUCUACACAUUCUCACGUGACUCUCUUACAAGCCUCAGCCAGCACUGGAAGUUUGAAAACAUUCUCCGAUAUGUCUAUUUUCCAAAGGUCAAUUUCAAGAAUUCUUCAACAGAUAGCUAUCCUGUAAAGGAUAUCUCGAAAAAACAGGGUCAGAGCCAACACUACAACUCUAAUGAUGAAGGUAUUGGACGCAAAGACCUGCAAGCCAUGUUCGAUUGGCUACGAAAUAAUCGUGGGGUAAAAAAAAUUAUCAAAGUCCGAGUCAUAGACAACGAGGACCCGCCACACAGUGACGAAAUCAUCGAAGAAUCUCUUAAAAAUUUUGAUGUUGAAGUUUUAGAUUGGUUCAAGUUUGACCUCUGCAGCGAAACAAUUCUCAAGGCAGCCCCAGAUGUGCAAGAAGUGCACCUAUACUCAAGCGGAAACAACGCCGUUCUUCAUGCCUGGUCCGGCUGCGAUGGGCUCAAGAAGCUCAGUAAGUUGAAAAAAGUCUAUAUAGAUAUAUACCAGCGGCUGGAGACAUACCACAGAACCCAAACGAUUCUUGACGCCUUCAAAGAUAGGCUCAAGGCUCAUAUUGAUGGCAUAGUGAUUGAGGAGAGGAUAGAAAAAUAUUCUGCCUCUAGGGGUAAUGGACUGGCAGGCACAAAUAGUGUAGUAGAAGGUGGUUCCGCACAGCAAACACAUACAUGGAUAAAACAUAUGGAUACUUUUGUUAAUUUCAUAGUCAACAUUCCUGCCGAUAAAGAAAGGAAAAUCAGGGUAGCCUUGAUUGAUAAUGGUGUGGACGGAUCAUAUUCGCGAUUAGGUCAAAUAAUUAAGCUUGGUACAUCUUAUUGCAGCCAUCCACACCACCAGGGUCAACUCAACAACUAUUGCACACCGUCAAAAAGCCAUGGAACACAAAUGGCAAGCCUUAUCAGCCAAGUUUGCCCCAAAAUCGAUUUGUAUGUUGCAAGAAUCUUGGAUAUGGAGGCAGAGGAUAGUAGACAAAUAGAUGUGGGAUCAGUUGUAAAAGCGAUCAAUUGGGCUGUCGAUCACAAGGUGGAUAUAAUAUCCAUGAGCUGGACGAUCGAACGAACAGAGGACAACAAGACGGUUUUGGGCGGAGGCCUUGCCACUGCUAUCAGUCGUGCACAUAGUGAGCGUAUCCUGAUGUUCUGUUCCACAGAUGACCAGGGUGGAUUAAGCAAGGACGAUGUCUAUCCAGGAUGUCUUCCAGGUACCUUCAAAAUUGGCGCAGCAAAACCAUCCGGCAAUGAAGGAGAAUGGACCGACAAAGGCUCAUAUUAUACCUUUCCGGGAGAAGAUCUCAAAGUGCACCUACCACCAUACCUGGCAUCGGAUAACGAUAAGCUGGCAUCCGGGAGUUCCCUUGCAACAGCGCUAGCCUCAGGCAUGGCUGCUCUUUUACUAUACUGUGUUCAAAUUGUCCACAACAACCCCAAUACCCCUCCCGAAACUUCCCUCCAAGAUGCUAGAACAUACAAUAACAUGGAUAGAGCCUUUAAACGUAUGACCGAUAAAAACAAGCAGCCAAGAUAUAUCCGAGCCUGGGAACACCUGAAUCCAGAUUUCAAAGAGCUUUCAAAAGCUAAAGGAAUAGAUGAACUAAGAAGGGUUAUGAUGUAUCUUUUCAAGUAAUAUAAUGUGAUGCAAUUAUUCAGUUUCAAGUAUGUGUGGCGGAUCGAGAGAAUUUGUUUUUUUUGUCAUAUUGGAAGCACUAUAUCUAUCGGAUUUUUAUUUAUUCUUAUUCCCUUAUUUCUAUUUUUUUAAAUCUAUUAUAUCAGUUAAGGGUUUCUACUUGCACUCAACGUACUAGUUACAAGGAAGAACUUGAGGGUUAAAC
Molecule: messenger RNA, 3019 nt
Organism: Tuber melanosporum (Perigord truffle)
Lineage: Eukaryota; Fungi; Ascomycota; Pezizomycetes; Pezizales; Tuberaceae
Exons: 7
Coding region: 265-2814 (849 amino acids)
Biological process (GO): proteolysis
Molecular function (GO): serine-type endopeptidase activity
Source: RefSeq, a predicted model, not a curated record